Messenger RNA from Ornithodoros turicata, 1445 nucleotides. Its product is annotated as trypsin I-P1-like. Bases 77 to 961 code for a protein of 294 amino acids. The record is from RefSeq and is a predicted model, not a curated record. Gene Ontology annotation, biological process: proteolysis. The transcript has 5 exons. Gene Ontology annotation, molecular function: serine-type endopeptidase activity. Lineage: Eukaryota; Metazoa; Arthropoda; Arachnida; Ixodida; Argasidae.
GAACUGUGCGACGCCUGCAGCUGAAUCAUGUAGGGCACGGCAGUGUUUAAUCAGAUGCUCGGAGAAUGAAAACAAGAUGAUGAAUGUUUCCAUGGUAUGUGUGCAGCGUAGAGUGGGUGCACUUCCUGGAAAUCAGACGACUGUAGUCAACGUGGCCCUGACCCGGAGGACAACUGGAAGGAACGUCUUCUUUGGUGGUGGAAGCCUCGUCACAACAAAGCAUGUUCUAUCAUGCGCACAUUGCUGGAACAGGGAAUCUCUGAGCAACGUCAGUAUCUGGUUGGGUGUGUAUCGCAUGUCCUACUCCACGUUCUUCCAGUACAAGACCAUGGCACGAAGUGUGGAAAUUCAUCCGGACUUCGAUGUGACCACUUUGGCUAACGACAUUGCUGUUGUGCGUCUCAAAGACGAAGUGCCACUCUGGAGGUUGGGAGGCUACGUCAAUACCAUCUGCUUGCCUCCACCCGGCUUCAAAGCGCAGGAGUCUGCCUACGUAACUGGGUGGGGAUAUCUGUCGGAAAAUGGCCCGGUCUCAGACGUGCUGCAAGUAGUGAAGCUUCCUUUAGUCAGCUUGGACGCCUGCAAAAUGCUCAACAGGUUCCGCGUCACUGACACGAAUAUUUGCGCCGGCUACAUGCAGGGCGGUAAAGAUGCGUGUACCGGCGAUUCUGGAGGCCCAAUGUUUCAAAUCAUCGACAACAGGGCAGUGCAGAUAGCAAUCGUGUCCUGGGGUCGUAGCUGUGCCGUGCCAAACUCACCUGGGGUGUACACUGAUGUGGUUCCCUACCUGAGAUGGAUACACGGCAUUCUGUCUGCUGAUGGCAAGAACAACGUCAAAUUGAGCCAGUUCACAACAGAUACAAAUGGCACUCGACGUCGUGUUACCUACGUGGCAGUUCGCCAGCGGCGAAUACGUCUGAUUCCUGUGAGACGUCCACUACGAGGACGGGCAGCUUCCUAAUCAACCUAUCCUAAUCGUGAACGGUAGUAAUUCGAGGUCCAGUCCUGGCCACGGCGUAAUUUGUCAAAUCUGCAUCUCUCCCCAGCCCAUAUCGCAUAACAAGUGUGACAUUUCCGAAUGAAACAUCGGGAAGUUGAGGGACUGCAGUGAAGAAUGCUCUGACAUCACUUGGCCGUACCCUGGUGGUGUGCACGUAUAUUAACCUACGGUACGUGUGCUAGAGGUGAACUAUAAGGUGAAAUGUCAUGCGCGUCUCCAAACACGGUUGUACAUAUAGCUGGACCUAGACCCUGAAAAGGUGAGCUACUUAUCGUUGGAGAACGUGUCUUCAUCUCACCUUGUGUGACUUGAAGGAGUUACGAUGCUUUGUAAGACACGGUUCAUUACAUCAUGCCACGCAAUGUGCUUAAUAUCGGAGCGCUGAAGAUUUUGUUUUUUUCUACCUGUCGUAGUUGGCGAGAUACAGACCCUACAACAAAUGCUG